Molecule: messenger RNA, 1770 nt
Organism: Parascedosporium putredinis
Lineage: Eukaryota; Fungi; Ascomycota; Sordariomycetes; Microascales; Microascaceae
Source: the annotation of a GenBank genome assembly
AUGACAGACGUUGAACUUGAUGCCGACUCAGACCUUCAUGAAUACUCCUUGGAUACGGCCAAUCAGAACGGUGUCCCUCAACCUGGCCAGGCCCGUGUUCCCUUCGGCCUAGACACCUUCAACCUGGAAACCGAGUCCAUCCUUGCCUCGGCCGGUCCUUUCCAGCAGCAGUUUUUCUCCCCAUCUACGUCUCCCAUGAUGACCACAAACUCCUUCGCCGGCGUGUACCCAAACAACUCGAUCCCAGGCUCGGCAAUGAACAUGGGGGAUUUCUAUUCCCCACCGCUUCCGGCUAUCACUCCACCGCCUCGACGCCACAUGCUGUCAAUGAGGGUGAAGGCUUCUACUUUGGGUCGCUUGAUAUCCGCGGCCAGAGACAACAGCAGCAGCCAGGAUUCUCCGGCGGCCAGGCCAGCUUCACUCCGAACCCCCUCCGCCUAUAGCACCGCCCCUAGCUCCUUCGGUCACAUUGAUCCUUCCCAGGUCUUCCAGCAGCAUGACCAAAUGGUCAGGUCUCCCCGGUCUUCCCAUACAAAUGACAACAUGUUCUCCUUUGGUGCCGACUCCGAUGAUGAGGAGGCAGGUGGCGUAUUCUCUGAGCGAAAUACCGCUAUGCCGGGCAAUUUCUCGCCCGCGAUGGAGGAUAGCAGCUCGUUGCAGUGGGACGCGUCCCUCCCAGGCCAGUUUAGCACUCAGGCAGCUAGGUACCCUGGAGGGCCUCCCCGCAAGACUGUAACCAUCGGCGGAACCACUACCGAUUAUGUCGAAACCAGCGGAGACUGGGAAAGCGGUAUGAAUAGGUCCCAGUCCCAAAAUUUCAAGUCCUCAGCAGACAAGCGGCAAAGACUGCCUCGCACUUCCUCCACUUCUUCCACAACUCGCCUCAUGAACCAAAGGGGUUCUGGCUCCGAUCGCACCGCCCGUUCCACCCCAAGCUCGCCACCUGGAGACGGCGGUAUGUCGGCCCUUUCGUCUGCUGCCCCAAGCCGGCAGUCUACUCCUCCACCCUCGAAACAUGGCUCGACGACCAACCUUCAAAAUGCUGGAAACGGCCAAGGCGAGAGCAGUGCGCCUACUACUUGUACCAACUGCUUUACGCAAACGACACCUCUAUGGCGUCGUAACCCAGAAGGUCAACCUCUUUGCAACGCAUGCGGACUGUUCUUGAAGCUCCAUGGCGUUGUUCGGCCACUGAGUCUGAAGACCGACGUCAUCAAGAAACGCAAUCGUGGCUCAGGUCCGAACGUUCCUGGAGGCGGCUCCGGUACGAGAUCCAAGAAGACCACCUCCGGCACCAACUCUGCCUCGGCGUCUCGCCGAAACUCGUCUCUUGCUGUGUCUUCUUUGGCCACUGUUGCCGCCGGCAAAGGCAAUCCUGCCCCCGCUUCGGUAAAGCGCACUUCGGCUGGCGAGUCUCCGUCGGCCGAUGCCGGCCCCAGCGCCAAAUCUGCGGGGGCAGCCUCCUCUGCUAAUUUUGCGGGCGCGGGCGGCGCUGUCGGCGAUAUCGACCUCUCGGGCGAUAUGGAUGUCGAUAGCCCCGAGAGCUCUACGGGAUCCAACGACGGGACUAUGAAGUCUACCCCGGGUUUGACGCACGCCCACAGCUCCGCUAGCUUGGGAUUAGCAAGCGCUUUUGGCAUGACCCAACGGCCAAUCGGAUCCCAAAGCAUGAUCUCCAUGUCCGGUGUUCGGCCGUCGGCUGCGAUGGGUAACCCCGCCGCUGGCACCUCGGGAGCUCAAGAAUGGGAAUGGCUUACGAUGAGUCUCUAG